UAGAACAUCGUGAGCUAGCUAGGAGAUGCAUUCUCAUUUUGGUAUUCCGUAUUCAACAUGAAUGGUGGGGGAAAUUGGUACUCGACAUUGUCCCGGCGAUUGUGAAGAAGGCAAAACUUUGUGUGAAUUUUUCCGGGAAUUUGUUUCGUUUGUGGGUUGGCAAGGCCAGUAUUCUCACUGCUGCUAGCUGUUCAUGUACACUCCGUGGAGCCAAUGAUUACCAUCUCAACUAUCUGUAUUGGAGCUGAGUCUGACUAAAUGGCCGUACGUAUACGCUAGUGGUAGGAACAAUGGAAACCUUUGGAAAUACUUCUCGCACACAACUGACAUCUUAGUUUGAGCGAACCUUCGUGUAGGACAUCAUCAAAACCAGCACCAGUACCAGUACCAGUGUAGUACUUCAUAAAUAUGGGGAAGGUGAACAUACUAGAAAUAACCUUAAGCAGGCGACAUGGAUCCUAUCUCCCAGGAGAAUAUGUUGAUGGUUACGUUACCAUGGAAAUUCUGGAGGAAUUGAAUGUCCGAGGAAUUUCCAUUGAAGCAAAGGGCACAGAUUAUGUGAGAAUAACUGAAGGGACUGGGCGGCAUCGUAAGGUCUAUUUGGAGAAGACAGAGAUUAUUCAUGAAAAGAUCCAGUUAUACACACCAGCUUCGCAGGGUAAGAUGCCGCCGAACCGCUACACGUACCCAUUUCGGUUUCAUCUCAACAGCCACAUGGCCAUGAAGACAUCCAUGGAAAGCGAGUACGCGCACGUCAGGUACAAAUUAAAGUGCUCCGUAGAUAUCCCAAUGGGGUUCGACCACGAAGUGACGAAGUUCUUUACGGUGACCACACCGGUCGAUUUGAAUCAGUGUUACACCGCAGCUAGGGAACCAGUUGAGAUGUCGAAAGACGGAACGUUCUGCUGCUUGUGUUGCGCAACACCGAAAGUCACGUGCGAGUUCCGACUGGACAAGGGCGUGUAUGUGUGUGGAGAAGCAGUGAAGGUCACGGGAACAGUCACUAAUCCUUCUAACAGGAUACUGAAGGCAUCAGUCAUGUUUAAACGGAAAGUUAAGUGUAACAUAACUGGCCACAAAGAAUCCGAAGAAAACGAAUUGACAUGUCAGGAUUUUGGCAUCAUACCCGCUGGCCAGACGGUGCAGUUAGAUGACACGAUUCAAGUUCCUCCAUGCGCACCACAAUCACCAUCACCGGAUUCCCCGAUGUUCACCUACUGCCAAUUCUUUUAUCAUGUUGAGAUCUGGGUUGAUCCAAUAGGCCUAUGCACAGGCUUACCAAUCAUAAUAGAACUUCCAUUUAACGUUGGAACCAUACCGGUACCGGGUAACUUUAACCUCUACCAAAGGAAACAACUAAGCGGCAGUGCUGCCAUCACAGAGCAACCGGUGCCGAUGCAAACUAUGUAUGGAGGCAUGCAACCAAUUCCGCCUGUGUCUUUGGUCCCGCUCCCGUUCUUCCAGAAACAAUAUAAACUCGAACACAGGAAGGCGGGUGAAGAAAAGGAGGAAACCCAAGCAGUACAAGGACCUGUCGACGUGGAUGAGUUAGGUGAAUUUCAUCCGUCGUACCCGUUCUACUCCUGGGAUAAUAUAUAUUUCACGCUAGGUUUCGGCGAAGCCAUAGAAGGCGAGGCUGCAGAACCUGGCUGUGUUGUCAAGAGUGUCCCGGCUCCUCUAUAUCCGCCGGUAGGGGCGCCACCAGGCCAGACGAUGAUGGCGCCAGGUGUUGACCCAAACCAACCUCCGUUGUGUUAUCCUGUGCUUCAAGACAAAUUUAGUGUUGGUGAGAGUGUUCAGUAGACUGGAUACAGACAAACAUCCCAGGCAGACGGAUAGCCACCGCAGACAGGACCAGCCCCUGGUGGAGAGAAUGCAGCAGGGCAGCAAAUGCAUGGGAGCAAAUGUUAACGAAACAGGCCUCGGGAUAACGCAGCAUUCCCGUUUUAUGGUUACAAUGUAUAAGUCACAAAUUACAGGCAAAAUCACAAAAUUGGCAUGAAGCCGUGUUGUGAUAAUGAAGUCGAACGCUUCCGUUAGUGAGUAGAAUUUUGAGCAGUCUUAUAUGAUACUUUCAUGCAUAAUACUCUUUUCAUCUUUUUGUAAACAUUAUAUUUCUGAAAUCAUGACGGAAUGUUUCUUUUGUUAUU
Molecule: messenger RNA, 2150 nt
Organism: Lineus longissimus
Lineage: Eukaryota; Metazoa; Nemertea; Pilidiophora; Heteronemertea; Lineidae
Product: arrestin domain-containing protein 2-like
Exons: 8
Coding region: 409-1803 (464 amino acids)
Biological process (GO): protein transport
Cellular component (GO): cytoplasm
Source: RefSeq, a predicted model, not a curated record